UUUGCCUUUAUUUUAUUUUAUUUUAUUUUAUUUUGAUAAAUAGAUUGAAAUUUAUUACCACUCUCCAGGUUUACGCGGUCAGCGGCUAACUUAAACUCGAAGAACUCACUCCUCUCUCCUCACGCUGACCUCCGACGUAAACCACAGAACUCUCUCUUCCGUUCUUCCUUCCUUCUUUCUCCUCUUCUUCCAAACUUUCCAACUCGCAAUAAUUCUUUUGGCUUCCUCCUACUUGUCUCGUUCUCAAAGGAUACAAGUCUCGCUUCAUCGCCAAACCUAUAUCUCUAGGGUUCAUCGUCUCUACCUAGACUGAUUCAAUUGGCUUCAUCACACUCCAGCUGCUCAACCCUUCACUUACUUUGUUUUUCCUUAUAACUAAUCCAUCAUGACUGAGCCAGAGGAUGUUGAAGAAGAUCUGUUUGCGGAUCUGUAUGAUGCGGAUGAGACCACAAAUCAACCCACGUCUGCUGUUGAAACCCCAAUCGUCACGGAACCAUCAGCUUUCACCCAACCGGCUCUGUCGACGGGUUUGUCUGCAACCCAUGCCUCCGAAGCUGCACCCAUCGAUAUCGAAGAUACGCGCGUUGCCCACCAACAGUUCCCACAGGAUGGAGUUUACCAGCAUGGUACAGGCAACCUAGAUUCUAACUUCACCAAUAAUAUCACUCCUACAUCUGGGGAAACAGAGCAUCAUGGAACUGGGAUCAAAGAGGAUGGGAAGAUGUUUAUCGGUGGUCUCAACUGGGAAACAACUGACCAAUCUCUAAAGGAUUACUUUUCUCAGUUCGGAGAGGUUCAGGAAUGUACUGUGAUGCGAGACAGCGCUACUGGUCGCUCCAGGGGGUUUGGUUUCUUAACAUUUAGAGAUCCUAAGACUGUCAAUACUGUCAUGGUUAAGGAACAUUACUUAGAUGGAAAAAUUAUCGACCCGAAGCGUGCGAUCCCCCGCGAUGAACAAGAGAAGACGAGCAAAAUAUUUGUUGGCGGUGUUAGUCAAGAAGCCAACGAACAAGACUUCAAACAGUUUUUUAUGCAAUUUGGUCGCGUGAUCGAUGCUACAUUGAUGAUUGAUAAAGAUACUGGGCGGCCCCGUGGCUUUGGCUUUGUGACUUUUGACAGUGAGGCUGCUGUUGAGGCAGCACUUUCGCGUCCGUUAGAGAUCCUUGGCAAACCUAUUGAGGUCAAGAAGGCUCAACCUCGCGGUAAUCUGCGGGACGAAGAGGACCGCAGGAACCGUCGUGGCAGAGAUGGUUUCCGCGACGGGAGCCAAAUCGGCAGCGAUGGGUCUCAGCAGCAAGGCUCUCAAGGCCCGGCAGGCAUGCCUAGCGGUUUAACCCCACAGAUGAUGGCACAGUAUUGGCAACGGAUGCAACAAUAUUUUGCGUUGAUGCAGCAACAAAUGGCCGUCGCCGCUCAAGGGCAAGGCAUGGGUACAAUGAGCAUGGGUGGUAUGAACCCCGCUAUGAUGCAGCAAAUGCACAUGAAGCAGAUGCAACAGAUGCAAAUGGGCAACAAUCAACAGCAGGGAAGUAUGAGCCCUCCAUCGCAGAGUCAAACCCCUCAAAUGCAGAACAUGAUGAACCCCGCUAUGAUGCAACAGAUGCAGCAGAUGCAAACCCAAGCUCAAGGAGGACAGAUAGGGAACGCUAUAAGUAUGGGAGGUAAUAGCCCUGGAAACGCAAACAUGGGUGGAAAUUAUUCGGGGCCUCGGGGAGGCCCAGGGUACAACGCUCAUGAGCAGAUUGCUUUUGAGCAACAGAAGUACGAACAACAGCAAGCUCGCCGGGCCAUGGAAAACCGGGCGUUCUCUCCCUACCAACAAGGCGGUCCAACUUCAUGGGACGGUAUGUACGAUGAAGUGCCCCAGCCCAACAUCCCCACGGGACCGCAAGCCAUGAAUCGUGCUGGCAGUAUGGGACGUGGGCCCACACCACAGCCCCAGAGUGCCGCACCAGCCAACGCUCCCACUGGACCCAAAAACGCUGGAAAGCCUGGGGCCAAUUAUCGCGGUGGAGGUCGUGGAGGCCAUCGCGGUUUUCAUCCUUAUGCUCGCGGCUAAACCGAAGCACUUACUCUACUUGACUUGUCCUUCAGACUUUACUUUUUGUGUGCUCUUCAAUCCAUUCGACAACAAUUUUUUCAGUUAACUGGUCUGCUUUUCUUGCGUUCAUGGGUAGCAGACAACAGUGCCGCAUGUUGAGCUAAGCGUCCAAAAUGGUGAUGUGUCUAAUGUACUUAUUUAACUAUGCUACUCCCAUCCGAUUUCUGAAAGUGCUCUCCGCUGUCUACUAAGUCCUUCCGAAUUUCUCCGCUCGAGUAGAUAAAAUCAACGAAUAUAAGCAGCAAAAACUCGUCAUGAUCACUUACGCGCCAGAAAUGGAGACCACUUGAUAAUGUGAUGCUUCACCUAUUCCAUAUCACAGAUUAAUCAGCUGAUCCCAUGAUGGGACGGACUUAUGAUGAGGAUGCCAGUAAGGAGACAAAAAUAAACAAGAUAUAGA
Molecule: messenger RNA, 2501 nt
Organism: Aspergillus alliaceus
Lineage: Eukaryota; Fungi; Ascomycota; Eurotiomycetes; Eurotiales; Aspergillaceae
Product: heterogeneous nuclear ribonucleoprotein HRP1
Exons: 6
Coding region: 386-2059 (557 amino acids)
Molecular function (GO): RNA binding
Source: RefSeq, a predicted model, not a curated record